This is a messenger RNA of Malaclemys terrapin pileata, 3388 nucleotides long. It is a transcript of the gene FFAR4, whose product is annotated as free fatty acid receptor 4. Gene Ontology annotation, cellular component: membrane. The transcript is spliced from 3 exons. Gene Ontology annotation, biological process: G protein-coupled receptor signaling pathway. Bases 1297 to 2547 code for a protein of 416 amino acids. The record is from RefSeq and is a predicted model, not a curated record. Lineage: Eukaryota; Metazoa; Chordata; Testudines; Emydidae. Gene Ontology annotation, molecular function: peptide binding; G protein-coupled receptor activity.
GUAAUAUUACAUGCACAUUGCUGCAACUGAAACCUUGACUGUUUACAAAAUCAACUUGUUGGGAUAUAGCCAGACUGAUUCAUCCAGAGGUGAAUAAAAUGGCAUAAAGCUAUUUCAUAAAUGCAGUACUUUGUGACAAUAUUUUGUUAGUUUUUUAUGACUAUUCUUGUGUGUGUGUGUGUGUGUGUGUGUGUGUGUGUGUGUGUGUGUGUGUGUCGCUUUCAGAAAUCUGAUUGCCAAGAAAAUCAUUAGAUAGGGUUGUUUUUAAACUACAAAUGGAAUGUCCCCUUAUUUUUCAUUUUAUUUUCCCAACUUUUAGUUAUUUUGAGUUCCCUGGUUCACUCGAUGAUGUAAAGAGGCAUCAGGUUUGCUCAGCAUGUCACUCAAAACUUAGCACCCGGUACUAAACGUCUAUGCUGUGUGACUUCACCUCUAUGGCAGCAACAAAGAAUUAGCCCAAGAAACCCACAGACACGGCGGGAGACAAUGCGUGGUUUUAAAAGGAAAGAUAUGGAGCAAUGACAAAAUCCUCCCUUUUGAUCGUAAAAUAGUCCCGGUUAUACUGGGCUAUCAACAGGAGUUCUUAGAGAAUAGUGUCAUGUCAUUUCGUCAAACCAAAUGGAAAGGCUGAGUGACAGGGAAAUUCCUUCUCUAGUCUGAUGAGUGUUGACGGCUGAACGCAGAGCCGGAGUACAUGGGGGUUUGGGACUCAGGGAAAUUGCUCGGCGGCUCCUUUGCGAUGCGCGCUGCUGCUGCUGUGGUUACAGAUUCAUUCAAAGGGCUGUGGGGCAAAGCCGACGGGCUCUCUGUACCUCAGCUGGGGUAGGGAGAGGAGCCUGUCGAGACUUUCAUUUGGAGAGUCGGCUGCCCUGAGCCCACUCUGCAGGGCCCGACUGGUGUGUGUGAGGGGUUUGCCAUUGACUUCACCGCGGGUCUCAGGCGUUCAGGGGCUUGCCCAGGGCCCUGGCUGGCAUCCGACACUCGGCCGAGAACGUGUCUUCGGGCAGCACUGGGGCGCGUGCCCUGCGCUGGGACACGCGGCUCGGGUCCCACCACCACCACAUUAGCACUGCCCGGCGGGACCUGCGCCGCCCGCCCCCUGCCCAGCCCGUCCGGGACAGAAGGAUUCGCUCCCUUGCGACGUUGUUAGUCACCCGAUUGUAAAGCACAACAACGCCCUCGCCUUUGUGCAGCGGGGCGCGCUGUAUAUUUACUGUCCUCGCCUGCUACUUCCUUGUUCCCCCAGCGGGCCAGGUGCCGUAAACCACCCUGCGGGCACCACACCUGGCCCUGCGGAUGUCAAAGGAAGAGGAGGAGAUGCGGCUGCUGUCUGCCCAUUCCCCGGGCCAAUACCCCCCACUGGCACCAGCAACCCUGACCUGCCACCCCGCCCCGCUGCUUGGCACCUGGGUGCCUGGCUUGGGGGCAGCCGCAGCGUCCCUGGCUCUGGUGGUGUGUGAUGCCCUGGGUGCCAGCCAGAUGCCAGGCGCCUGCGUGACUCCCCAAGGGAACUGCACCCGUUUCCCGUUCUUCUCGGACUUCAAGGGCCAGAACAAGGUGGCCCUGAGCGCCGUGGAGACCGCCGUCCUCUCCUGCAUCUUCCUGGUGUCCCUGCUGGUCAACAUCUGCGCCAUCUCGCUGCUCGCCAGGAAGAAGAAGAAGCUGCGCACCGCCAACUGCCUGAUGCUCAACCUCUUCUGCGCGGACCUGCUCUUCAUCAGCGCCAUCCCCGCCAUCCUCGUGGUGCGCUGGACCGAGUCCUGGGUGCUGGGGGACGUCGUCUGCCACAUGCUCUUCUACGUGAUAAGCCUCAGCGGCAGCGUCACCAUCCUGUCGCUGGCGGCGGUCAGCCUGGAGCGCGUGGUGUGCAUCGUCCGGCUGCGGCACACUGCCCGCUUCAGCUGCAAGCUGCUGGUCGGGACCCUGCUGGUCAUCUGGGGGCUCGCCGCCCUCGCCACCCUCCCGCUCUGCCUCUUCUUCAACGUGGAGCCCCUGCUCAUGCACGGCAAGGAAGUUCAAAUUUGCACCUUGGUUUGGCCCAGCAUUGCAGGAGAAAUCUCUUGGGAUGUAACAUUCACCUUUGUGGUCUUUGUAAUACCAGGAUUAGUCAUUGUGAUCAGUUAUACAAAAAUUUUACAGAUUACAAAAGCAUCAAGAAGAAGAUUAAAUGUCAGUUUAGCCUACUCAGAAAUUCAUCAGAUCCGAGUCUCCCAACAAGAUUACAAGCUAUUUCGAACUUUGUUUGUGCUGAUGAUCUCUUUCUUCAUCAUGUGGGGUCCAAUUGUCAUCACUAUUCUCUUAAUUUUAGUUCAGAACUUCAAACAUGAUUUGAAUAUUUUGCCAUCAUUUUUCUUCUGGAUAAUGGCAUUCACUUUUGCCAACUCUGCCGUCAAUCCAGUUUUGUAUAAUGUUACCCAUUUCAGACACGAAUGGCGGCAAUUUCUUUUGUGUUGUGCAGCUCUUCCUGGACGGAGAAUGACACAUACAGAAACCACAGGAAGAAGAAAUGACCACAGAGAAUCUAACUUAUCUGUAAUUUACAAAUAAGUAAUGUAUGAACUAUGUUUCAGCUGUUGCUUUGGCUGCUAAACCAUACACUUUCCCACACUGACCAGCUCACCAUUUUAUAGUAUUAUAUGCUAAAGAAAGCAGAUAGGAAAAUAAUUAUAUCUAUAGUUCAACUUCUACAAUCCUAACCCAGGCAAAAUUCUAUUGUCUUGGGAGUUUUGCCUGAGUAAGACUGCAGAAUUUAACCCUAUUGGCCUAAUUCUCUUCUCACAAUGAUGUAAUCAGGAGUAACUUCACUGACAUUGGUGGAGGCACAGUAAUGUAAAACAGUGUAACUUUGGAGAAGAAUUGGUCUCUAUGGGGGCAGAUUUUCAGAUGGUGUAAAUUGUCCACUGACUACAGUGGAACCAUGAAAAUUUACAGCAGCUGAGGAUAUGCCCCAGUUUUACUAUCCAUUUGCCAGUAAGAAUAGAAACCAACUUUUAAUGGGUGUAAAAAGUGCACUCAAAAAUUUCCAUGCAGUCACUAAGCCCAUAAAAUAAAAAAAGGCAUUUCAUGCAUAAAUCAGGUGACUGGCUGCCUGAACAUACUUUUGUGCAAACUACCUUUAUGCAUAACAUGCCAAUCUGAGUAGGCAGAUGUGGUUUUUGCUGGUUCAAUGAGCGCAUGAUCAUUUUUGCUGGUAUGUCCUACGUUUGAAAAUGUGGUCCUUAGAACUAGUCAAUCUCUGGCACCAUUUUGCUGGAUUCAGCAAUGUUACAGUAGAUAGAAAUGAUUAUUUUUCUUAAGAGUGUAAAAACAGGGUCAUUACAAAUGGUGCAUUUUUACACAUCUUGAGUCAAGAAUGAAUGCAAUAAAAUAAAGCUAUUCUGUGAUGUGA